UAUUUCCUAUGCAUACUCACUCCCAUCUGACCGUCCAUUCUCCGUUCUCUGCUCCUAAAUCCUAAUCCGUCGCCGUCCUAUAUAACACGCACGAGGAUAAUUAACUUCGUCGUCUUCACCUCAUCGCAUAUCACCGUAACCCUAGCUCCGGCCGCCGCCAUGAAGGGGCUCGAGAUGGAGCUCGAGGAUGGGUUCCCGGCUUCGAGGCUCUUCUCACAAGGGGUUUCGUAUACGUAUGACGAUGUGAUCAUGCUUCCCCACUACAUCGACUUCCCCGCUGACGCCGUGGACCUAUCCACCCGCCUAUCCCGACGCGUCUCACUUUCCAUUCCCUGCGUUGCUUCUCCAAUGGACACUGUAUCAGAGUCAUCCAUGGCUGUUGCCAUGGCCUCCCUUGGCGGUGUUGCCAUCAUCCAUUGUAACUCUUCUCCGGCGCUCCAGGCUUCUCUCGUUCGAUCCGCUAAAUCCCGACGCACACCCUUUGUCCAUGGCCCCUCCGUACUUUCCGGCUCGGAUGCCAUAAUCCGCACCUUUGAUGACAUCCUCCCUGCCGUCGUCGUUACCGACCCUGAGAAGGUGCCGAUCGGAGUCGUUGCUAGGUCCGAUUGGGAGCGUCUUGAGAAUAAGGACGUUCCCGUCUCUGCUUACAUGCGCUCGGCCCCACCGCCGGUGCCGGCGAAGUACGAUUUCGAGGAAAUAGCUGCUUUCUUGGCUGAAGAGAAGCUCGAUCUCGCGCCAUUGGUGGACGAGGACGGUGAAGUUGUUGGGGUUAUUACCAUGGAGGACAUCGAAAGGAUCCGGGGUUUCCCGAAGCUCGGGAAGCCAUCUCUGGGGCGUGAUGGGAGGCUUCUGGUGGGAGCCUCGAUCGGAACGAGAGAGAAUGAUAAGGAGAGGCUGGAGCAGUUGGUGAAGGCCGGGGUCGACGUUGUGGUGGUCGAUAGCUCUCAGGGAAACUCAGUGUACCAGAUCGAGAUGAUAAAGCACGCCAAGAAGAGUUUUCCAGAGUUGGAUGUGAUUGGAGGGAAUGUGGUGACGAUUGCUCAGGCGCAAAACUUGAUUCAAGCGGGUGCUGAUGGGCUAAGGGUCGGGAUGGGUUCUGGCUCCAUUUGCACUACGCAGGAGGUUUGUGCUGUUGGCAGAGGGCAGGCAACGGCUGUUUUACAAAGGUCUCAUCGUAUGCCAAAAGAUCAUGAUGUGCCUGUUAUUGCUGAUGGUGGGAUUUCCAACUCUGGGCAUAUUGUGAAAGCCUUGGUCCUUGGUGCAUCUACUGUCAUGAUGGGAAGUUUCCUAGCUGGUAGCCAUGAGGCACCUGGGGUAUAUGAGAAUCAGGGUGGUCGUCGUGUGAAAAAGUACAGAGGCAUGGGCUCCCUUGAAGCUAUGACGAAAGGAAGUGAUGCUCGAUAUCUUGGUGAUAAAUUAAAAUUAAAGAUUGCUCAGGGAGUAGUUGGAGCUGUGGCAGACAAGGGCUCUGUUUUGAAGUUCAUACCUUACUCAAUGCAAGCUGUCAAGCAAGGAUUUCAAGAUCUUGGGGCAUCGUCUAUGCAGUCUGCUCACGAGCUCUUAAGAUCAAAUGUGUUGAGAUUGGAGGUGCGAACUGGAGCAGCACAAGUUGAGGGAGGAAUUCAUGGUUUGGUUUCAUAUGAGAAGAAACCCUUCUGAAUGCUCAUAUGUUUUUGAGACUGUGUGUGUACUAAAGGGGAGCUGAGUGGGGAUCUCUGAUCCCUUGUUGUACUUCUUGUUGAGGGUUGCCGAUGGGUCUUUUUUUUUUUAAUCCGAACUUAAUGUAAUUCUAUGAGGCCCCUUUUUUUUUAUAUGAGCAUGUAAUUGUACUUUAAUAAGAGCCGAGGUGGCAAUUCAGAAUCCUUUUGUUUUGA
This is a messenger RNA of Dioscorea cayenensis subsp. rotundata (Guinea yam), 1874 nucleotides long. Its product is annotated as inosine-5'-monophosphate dehydrogenase-like. NCBI's taxonomy places the organism in Eukaryota, Viridiplantae, Streptophyta, Magnoliopsida, Dioscoreales, Dioscoreaceae. The record is from RefSeq and is a predicted model, not a curated record. Gene Ontology annotation, cellular component: cytoplasm. Gene Ontology annotation, biological process: GTP biosynthetic process. Gene Ontology annotation, molecular function: IMP dehydrogenase activity.